CAAUAUGUACAAAAUCCAAGUGAAUACUCUUUAAUCUGUAUUAUAUGAUAUAAGACUUUAUUGGUUAUAAAGUACUUGCAAAUAAUUUGUAAGUGAGUGGAAAUGAAACUUUAUACAUAUUUAUUUUUAAAGCAGUAAAUAAUAUGUCUCGGCGUAUACCUAUUAAAUCGGGCGUAAAAGUGAGGAACAAGCCAGUUUUUCACCUUCAAGACAAGCAAGCUGAUGAGAAGGAACUGUCUAUAGGUUUGAUUAAAUCAGCAAAGCGCACAGGCCAGCUCAGUUUAUGUAAUAGGGGACUAGGCACUGUCCCUGAUAAUGUAUGGAAAAUUGAUGAAUUGUCAUUGGAUGAUACCAAAGAAGUGGAUUUUACAAGGUCAGACACGAAUAACUGGUGGAAUUCCGAACCGUUGAAGACCCUUGACCUCAGUUCGAAUGUAAUUAACACCAUAUCCCCUGAUAUCAAGUACUUGCAGGCGCUUGUUACGUUGAAGCUUCAUGAUAACGCUUUAGCAAGCCUGCCUGCUGAGAUAGGUGAACUGCAAAGUCUGGCCAAUCUGAGUCUAGAUCAUAACCGACUGCAGACUUUGCCCAAAGAGUUCUACAAGCUGACAGAGUUGAGGUGGCUCAGCAUAUCUCAUAAUGAACUUAUAAGCAUUGAACCAGAUUUUGGAGACCUGGUCAUGCUAACAUUCUUGGACCUAUCCCAUAAUAAACUGCAAGCAUUGCCCCCCGGCAUGGGCUACCUGGUGCGACUUGUGGAGCUGAACCUGUCACAUAACUCCCUGGAGGAGUUGCCACCAGAUAUUGUCAACCUCAGAGAUUUAAAGAAGUUGAACAUAAGCAACAACAAUUUAGUUGCACUUCCACCUUUGGGUGAGCUCAGAAAGAUGGAGAUUUUGGACGUCAACCACAACAACAUAGAGGAACUGCCCGACUUCUACGGCUGCACUGCUCUCAAGGAAAUAUACAUGGCCAACAAUUACAUUAAGAAAAUAACGGAGGAGUUCUGCGACCAAAUGCAGCACCUCAACGUCCUCAACCUGCGGGACAAUAAGGUGGAGAUACUACCGGAGAACAUCUCGCUCCUGCAGAAACUGAAACGAUUCGACAUAAGCAACAACAACCUGAACAAGCUACCAAAGAACCUGGGUCUGCUCUCCCAGCUCCAGAGUAUCAGUAUGGAGGGAAACCGGCUGUCGAGCGUGCGGCAGGACGUGAUCCGAGGCGGCACCGACCGCAUGAUGAAAUACCUGAGGGACCGCAUGUGCGAGGACGAGGAGGACACCAGGUGUAAGGAGGAGUGGCCCGAUAAGUACACGAUGCGCAAGAGCAACUCGCUACUGCUGGUGUCCCGUGAGCUGACCGCCGUUCCGGACGAGGUAUUCCGAGCCGCCGCCGCCGCUGAAGUACACAUCGUAGACCUGUCGAAGAACAAGCUUGUGGCUGUGCCGCCAGGUGUAUGGAGCCUAAGCGAGACUCUCUCCCAGCUGGUCCUGUCGUGGAACAGCAUAGAGCGUGUACCGGGCGAGCUGGCCGACUGCCGACAUCUGCAAUUCCUAGACGUCAGCAGGAACUGCCUGGAUGACCUGCCUCCGGAGCUCGGACGACUGAAGACCUUGAGGGAGCUCGUCAUAUCUAAUAACAGGAUGACGAAGAUACCGCGGUGCGUGUACGACAUGGAGAACCUGGAGAUACUGCUGGCGGCUGAGAACAGGAUAACGGAGAUCAACGUGUCGUCCGACUCCCUCGCGCGGCUCAGGAGGCUCGCCGUGCUUGAUCUCACCAACAAUAGUAUUGCCACUGUGUUGCCCGAGCUCGGCAACUUCACGCAUUUGCGAUCCCUGGAGUUGAUGGGCAACUGUUUCCGUCAGCCGCGGCAUGCGAUCCUAGCGAAAGGAACUGCGAGCCUGCUGUCCUACCUGCGAGACCGUAUACCCACCAACUGAGAACCUAGAGUACCUGAGUAACAGGUACCGAGUAUUCUAUAAUAUGAAAUUUAUUUACCCCAAGUAUGUAUAAAACUGUUCAACUUAACACAACAGCGCCCCUAGCCCUACCCCUACUUGGGGUACUUAAUACUAAAUCUAUAAAAAAACAAUUGGGUACCUACGGCAUAUACGAUAUUGACAUUUGUUACGACAAAAAUAUUCUAUAACACAGUAGGUAGUGUAUUAGAAAUAAUAUUAAGAUAAAAUAUUUAAGUGUUUUGCAACAACUACGAGUGUGAGACAAGACAAAAGUGUGACCAAUGUCUAGAUAAUAGUAUGGAAUAUCGUAUCCAUAUCUUCAUUAUGAUAGACAUAAUUUGCCGGUAGGCAGAAAAGUCUGUGUCGGUCAUAUUUUAGUCGAUUUUUAGAUGUGAAAAAAGGUAUUUCAUUAUAUAUUAUUUAAGUGUUUAUAAAUCAUAAUCGAUAUUAUGAAAUUGAUGUUUCGAAAGACAUGAUUUUUCCUUAUUUUUAUUUAAACUAUAAUUUACAAUGUGUUACCAUAUUAUAUUAUGCACCCUAUAUUAAGCAAACGCUAUACACGUUUGACUCUGCCAAAUAUUGCCAGCUACAAUAAGCCCGCUUCCGUGCCAUGUCAAAUAU
Molecule: messenger RNA, 2588 nt
Organism: Aricia agestis (brown argus)
Lineage: Eukaryota; Metazoa; Arthropoda; Insecta; Lepidoptera; Lycaenidae
Product: leucine-rich repeat-containing protein 40-like
Exons: 12
Coding region: 144-1946 (600 amino acids)
Molecular function (GO): protein binding
Source: RefSeq, a predicted model, not a curated record